UGGGUCCCAAAGCCAUUCAGUUAGACAGCAGAGUUACCGAGAAGAGCUGGAAACACCUGAUGGUCUCUUUGGGACAAUCCGCUCCAUUUAACUCUCCUCUUGACUGUCGGAAGAUAAAUCUACCUCCAGGCUUCAGUUUUGUCUACUUUUUGUAUCGUUUUUUCUCUUCUGAUAAAAGUUACAGAGCCAGCUGAUCUCUCUCUCUCUCUCUCUCUCUCUCUCUCUCUCUCUUUCAUUUCUUUCUUGAGCCAAAGUCUUAUUGAUAAGGAGACAUUGCACUAUUUCUUUUUUUUUUUUGUGUAACUGUUCCUAUAUUUAUUGUCAUUUUCUUUGCACUAACGAUGCACACCACGCAAAAGGACACGACCUACACGAAGAUUUUUGUCGGGGGUCUUCCCUACCACACCACGGAUUCAAGUCUCAGGAAAUAUUUCGAGGUGUUCGGUGAGAUUGAAGAAGCGGUGGUCAUCACCGACAGACAGACCGGCAAGUCCAGGGGUUAUGGAUUCGUGACGAUGGCGGAUCGCUCAGCUGCUGACCGGGCCUGUAAGGACCCCAACCCAAUCAUAGACGGCAGGAAGGCCAACGUCAACCUGGCCUACCUGGGGGCCAAGCCUCGGGUGAUGCAGCCAGGUUUCACCUUUGGUGUUCCCCAAAUUCACCCAGCGUUCAUCCAAAGGCCUUAUGGCAUCCCGGCUCACUAUAUGUACCCUCAGGCCUUCGUGCAACCUAGUGUGGUCAUCCCUCAUGUGCAGCCUGCAGCCGCUGCACCUGCCACCGCCUCUUCACCGUACAUCGACUACACCGGGGCUGCCUACGCGCAGUAUUCUGCCGCGGCGGCCAGCGCCGCGGCCGCCGCUGCUGCAUACGAGCAGUAUCCCUACGCUGCAUCCCCUGCGGCCGCAGGCUACGUGGCCACCGCCGGCUACGGCUAUGCAGUCCAGCAGCCUUUGGCCACCGCCGCCCCGGGCUCGGCCGCCGCUGCAGCUGCAGCCUUCGGUCAGUACCAGCCCCAGCAGCUGCAAGCCGACCGCAUGCAAUAGCAGCCACUGCAACCACUGGACAUGCAGAGAGAGGAGGCCCGCCCCCGGCCACAGCUGACGGGUCACGAGAGGGAGUGGAGGAAACGAAAGAGGGAGUGGCUUUAAGGGCGGACGCGUCAGCAGCUCAGAGGCAGUGUUGCUUUAAAAAGCUGAUGAUGAAGAUGAUGGUGAUGAUGAUGGUGGUGGUGGUAGUGAUGAUGAUGAUGAUGAUGAUGAUGAUGGUGAGGUGGGAACCUUUUACAAUAACGUUCCAACUUGCUGUGCUUCAACCAAAAAAAUUAGAAAAUGAAAAAAAUUUGCAGAACAAAUAAUGAAAGGUGAUUUACUUAUAUUGUUGUUGUUAUUACUAUGAUUAUUAUUAUUAUCUUUACAUUUAUCAUUGUAGUAGAGUACUUAUUUCUAGCGAAGAAAUGCAGGACCUAAUCCCCGUGGUUGGUAUAGAUGUUAAACUAAGCCGUUAAGUCCUAUUGCUGUCUUUAACGUUAGUGUAGGAAACUGGUCUCUUUUGGUUAUUUGAUGCCCUCAUAACAUUUAUAUUUAUUACUGUCAUUAUUACACAUUGAGGGCUCUCCUUGUUCCUUUUUUGUCUUUUCAAGUGCAUUUAUUGGAAUUAAUAUUUUCUGAUAAUCAGGGAAAUGGAACCGUUUCCAACGUGUUAGCUAUUAUUAUGUGACCUCUGUCAGGAAGUCUAGGAGUCGUUGUGUCACAUAUUUGAAGAACUAUCUUUUUAUCUUCCUGAUGCUGAAUGUCCCUUUUUUUACUCUGUGUCUUGACCUCUUGACCUAUGCAAAGCAAACAAAUCACCAGGAGACAAAAAAAAAACAGAACAAAGAAAAGAAAAACUGAAUAAGUCAUCAACGCUGACUUGACUCUUGGACUAAUGGGGGGACUUGGCAAACAAAACAAAGGCACUGACAACAAGAGAAAGGUUGAACACAGCUUCAGACAAUGAGAAACCCUAAAUCAGUUGCUUUUCCACACAUUUAACUCACACGUAUACUCUGACACGUGCAUCCAGAGUUGCACACAUAGCAUUGAAAAGACAAAGGCAGCACAGUCGUGUUUCUCUCUGGCUCCGGGGAUGGAGAGAGAGAGAGAAAAAGAGAAAGAGAGAAAGAAAAGAGUGAGGGAGAGAGCAGCUGCUGGUGGGGGUGGGCAGAGCUGCUCCAGCGCCACACAGACGGAUCACUCUGGAAAGAACGCAUCACUUGUGCUCGUUUGUUGAGCUGUCACAUUUUAAUCCCCGGCCGGGCCCAUUUGGGAACCAACUUUACACCCCUCCACCCAACACAGAAGCCCACAGCAGGGCCCUCGCACCACCACCACGCGGUCAUUCAACCCCGCCACUGUCAGCACUUCCACCUCUGUGCUGCUGCAGUCUGGUGUCAGGUAUACACACAGUCACAAACACACUUUCACCAAAGCUACCCCAACAACCGGCCUGCCUCAUGUCUGUCAAGAGCACCAGGUGGGGCGGAGGGUACGGGGGUUUACUCUUUGAUGUCAUGUCGGUCUGUGUGCCUUACAAAAAAAUUUUUUUCCUGCUAUUUAAGGAAAAGAAAAACUGAAAAAGAAGAGAAAAAUCUACUAUUUAAGAUAUUUAUUUUUGAGGGUUGACAAUGUUAACACUCUGAGAGUAGCGACUUAGUGGAGGUACUGUAUUAAUAAUAUUAUUAUGUACUCAUCUCAAGGCAUAUAUAAGUUAUUGAUUAGUUUUAGUAAAAUUAUUAUUAUCAUAAUUAUUAUUAACAUACUCAACCAAAAAUGUUGAUGUAGAACUUAUUUAAGAUACUGUUAUGUGCACUGUACUUUUUAUUUUUUAUCUUUUUGAUUCUUUAGAAGAUGACAUUAAAUAUUAGCUUAAUGCCUUUUGUAUGGAAGAACUUUAUUUAAAUGCAGGCCUGUUGCAUGCAGAUUGUACUCUGCCUCUUCUGUGUUUAGACGAAAGGAAAAAUAACACAAUAAUUUUGAAGAAAAAAUAACGAGCAAAAAUGCUGCUUUCUCCAUUAGAAUGUAAAGUCGUCGUCGAGGUUUCAGUAGCUGUUCUUUUGCUUAAUAUUCAUCAGAUGGGCUAUUUUACACUGUUGGGAAUUUUUAUACUUGAACUAUUUCUUACAAGGGAAAUAUGAAAAAUAAAUGACGAAAAACGUUUUAAGGAAGCUUUUCAUUGUCACUGGACGAAGGCAUGUAAAGUGUUACUCUUCAAAUGCAAAGGUCCUAUUGAUAUUAAAACCUUUACUUCAGAAUUUCAACACCAUUUGGUCAAAAUCAGAAUAAAAUGUUCUAUAUUU
Messenger RNA from Scophthalmus maximus (turbot), 3334 nucleotides. It is a transcript of the gene rbm24a, whose product is annotated as RNA binding motif protein 24a. Gene Ontology annotation, molecular function: mRNA 3'-UTR binding. Gene Ontology annotation, cellular component: cytosol. NCBI's taxonomy places the organism in Eukaryota, Metazoa, Chordata, Actinopteri, Pleuronectiformes, Scophthalmidae. The record is from RefSeq and is a predicted model, not a curated record. The transcript is spliced from 4 exons. Bases 342 to 1043 code for a protein of 233 amino acids.